Messenger RNA from Drosophila busckii, 779 nucleotides. It is a transcript of the gene RpS8, whose product is annotated as 40S ribosomal protein S8. The transcript has 4 exons. Bases 94 to 720 code for a protein of 208 amino acids. Lineage: Eukaryota; Metazoa; Arthropoda; Insecta; Diptera; Drosophilidae. The record is from RefSeq and is a predicted model, not a curated record. Gene Ontology annotation, cellular component: ribosome; cytosolic small ribosomal subunit. Gene Ontology annotation, molecular function: structural constituent of ribosome. Gene Ontology annotation, biological process: translation; maturation of SSU-rRNA from tricistronic rRNA transcript (SSU-rRNA, 5.8S rRNA, LSU-rRNA).
AGCAGCCCUGCGAAAGUGCUGCCCAUCGAUAUCAAAUAACCUAAAAGUUUUGACACGAGGUCUUUUCCUUUCUUUCUCGCGUUUUACUCCAACAUGGGUAUUAGCCGUGAUAGUGCACACAAGCGUCGCGCCACUGGUGGCAAGCGCAAGUCGCUCCGCAAGAAGCGCAAGUUCGAGUUAGGCCGCCCCGCAGCCAACACCAAGCUUGGUGGCUCUCGCGUCCACAAGGUCCGCACUCGUGGAGGCAACAGCAAAAUGCGUGCUCUGCGCUUGGAGAACGGUAACUUCGCGUGGGCCUCUGAAGGCGUUGCACGCAAGACGCGUAUUGCCGAUGUCGUCUACAAUGCCUCCAACAACGAGCUGGUGCGCACCAAGACUCUUGUAAAGAACAGCAUUGUGGUUAUCGAUGCCACGCCAUUCCGUCAAUGGUACGAGUCACACUAUGUGCUGCCUCUGGGACGCAAGCGUAACCCCAAGCACGCCCAGAAGGAGGAUGAGAACGAUGUGCUGACCAAGAAACGAAGCGACAAGGUCAUGAAGAAGUACUUGGAGCGCCAAAAGUACGGCAAGGUCGAGCAGGCCUUGGAGGAUCAGUUCACUUCUGGUCGUAUCCUAGCUUGCAUUUCAUCCCGCCCCGGACAGUGCGGUCGCUCUGAUGGCUACAUUCUGGAAGGCAAGGAGUUAGAGUUCUACCUUAAGAAGAUCAAGUCUAAGAAAUAAAGGCACUAGAAAGGCGCUUGCAAAACGACAACUGAUUUGCAGACAGAAAACAAUAAAAC